UUGAUUUUGCGCAUGGUCGUUUCCAACAUUGUCCUUUCUUUCUUAAAAUUUUCAAUUUAACUAAUUGAAUAAAAAGUAGAAAUCUCUAACAUACCCAUUUAAUACUAAAACAUGGAAAACAUUUUUGUUGCUGAAAAUCUUGAUAAUGUGUGUCGAAUAUGCUUUGAAGUGAAAACCGACUGUUGUUCCUUGUUUUCAAAGAAACAUGAUUGUUGUGUUUACGAGAAACUGGUAAAAGACGCGAAAUUACAGUUUCACAUUAAUGACGGAGGCCCAGCAUCUAUCUGCAGCCAAUGCCUCGACGAAUUCAGUGUGUUUGCCAAAUUCUUGGACAAGUGUAAAAGGGCCAAUGAAAUAUUUCUGCAAUUCAAAGAAAACCUUAAAGAUACUAGCCAUGUUGACAACAGUUCCAUCUCCUCCACAAACAAUGAUGCAGAACAAAACAGCACAGAGAAUACUUCAAAUGAGAAUGAAAACUGUAUUCAAGCAAAGGCCCAAGAUGUAGAUAGUCAUGAGUGGAAGAGUUCUCCAAACAAACCUAUGUCACAUACAUGCCAGUUUUGCUGCAAAGUGUUCACUAGAAAGUUUAAUUAUAAACUUCAUCUCAAGCGGCAUAGUGGGGAGUGCAACUGGCAAUGCCCCGAGUGCGGCGCGGCGACGCUGACGCGCGCGUCGGCGCUGCGCCACUGCGCGGCGCGCGCGCGCCAGGCCUGCCCGGCGGCAGGCUGCGGCAAGACCUUCACUUCCGUCACUAAUCUCAACACUCACAUCAGGAAACAUAAUGGAGAGAGGCCGUACAGCUGCGCACAGUGUGGGAAGAGCUUCCGGAGCAAGAACACCUUGAGUGAUCACAUGAGAACACACACAGGCGCGAAGCCAUACAUGUGCUGGGUGUGCGGCAAGCAGUUCGCGACCAACAAGCUGGGCGCGCACCUGCGCACGCACGCCACGCGCGCGCUCGCGUGCCCCGCGUGCCCGCGCCGCGUGGCCUCCGCGCGCGCGCUGCGCCUGCACGCGCGCACGCACGCGCCGCCCGCGCGCGCGCACGCCUGCGCCGCGUGCCCCGCGCGCUACUGCCACAAGCAGUCGCUCAACAAGCACCUGCGCAACGCGCAUGGCGUGAAAACAUCGUAAAAUGUUCGAAGAAAAUCAAGUUCUUGGACCGAGUCGACAAAAAUUCUUUCAUAAAAUAUAUAGUUUUAGUUCCAUCAUAAAGCAAUCUAGUCAUCCAUCAAAGAAUAAACUUUAGUUUUUACGAA
Messenger RNA from Maniola jurtina (meadow brown), 1259 nucleotides. Its product is annotated as zinc finger protein 768-like. Bases 112 to 1134 code for a protein of 340 amino acids. Gene Ontology annotation, cellular component: nucleus. The transcript has 6 exons. Gene Ontology annotation, biological process: regulation of transcription by RNA polymerase II. The record is from RefSeq and is a predicted model, not a curated record. Gene Ontology annotation, molecular function: zinc ion binding; DNA-binding transcription factor activity, RNA polymerase II-specific; RNA polymerase II transcription regulatory region sequence-specific DNA binding. NCBI's taxonomy places the organism in Eukaryota, Metazoa, Arthropoda, Insecta, Lepidoptera, Nymphalidae.